CGAUAUAGUAACUAAAUACGUUUCUAAAAGUCUACAUAUUCAGCUGAGAUCCACGACAGGGAGCUACAGAAACACUUAUUUCCACAAAUAUUUAAAAAUUAUUUUCUCAGCAUUUUCUCACUCUCCGCAUAUCUCAUUCUGUUGGAGGUAAAACAGGUUUCGUCAGCUGCUGAGGUGGUGAAGUACAAAUUUACAAUAAUCUGUAAAGUAAUCUGAUGCAGAAUAAUCACGAAUCUUCGGAAUCAUGAAACUUCCGGAAAUAUUCAAAUAUGUAUGGAUUACAGUCUUAGCAUUCAAAAGUGUUCUGUUUUGCUGUCUAUACGCCAGUGUCUUAGCUAUAAUUCCUAUCAGUAUACCAGGAAAGGUAGCUAAAGCAUCCUAUGUGUUACUUCUUAUGACUGGUUUAUGGGUGACUGAAGCUAUUCCAAUUUAUGUAACAGCAUUGAUUCCACUAGUCUUUGGACCAUUACUUGGAAUUGCACCUGCAUCAGUCAUUUCACCAUCCUACACUAAGGACACAAAUAUUCUAUUUUUCGGUGGUUUAAUGGUAGCUUGUGCAAUAGAAAAUAAUUAUAUUCAUAAACGAAUUGCAAUCUCAAUCCUCAAACUAGUUGGUAGUGAUCCAAAAAUGUUAAUGCUUGGCUUCAUGCUUCCAAGUUGGUUUCUGUCAAUGUGGAUGAGUAAUACUGCUACUGCAGCAAUGAUGAUAACAAUUGUGGAUGCAUUGCUAACAGAUUUUCUGAAAAUGGAAGAAGAAGAGGACUAUGCUGAAUAUAAUGACAACAAUGAUUUCAUACAAGAUACUCAAAAAUCGCUGAACAGAAGUCUAUGUAAUUGUCGACAACUAAUCAUACAAAUCGAUGACAAUCAACAAGAAUUACCACCAGUUACGAAAGAAAAGAAUUUAAAGCGUACAAAAAGAAUGAAUAUUGGCUUCAGCCUCAGUAUUGCUUAUGCCUGUUCAAUUGGUGGUAUAGCUACAACAAUCGGAACACCAGCAAACUCUAUUCUUCAAGGACAAGUUUACAAUCGCUAUGGCCCUUCAACAGGAUUGUAUUUUGGGACGUGGAUGGCUUAUGCUUUCCCACUUUCAGUUUUCAUGCUCCUGUUCACCUGGUUCUGGCUAAGUUUCCUAUUUAUUGGUCCCAAGCAGUGUUUCACCUUCAAACAGUCAGAGAAAAGACGAAAAUUAUUGGCUCGUUUAUUAACAGAAGAAGAACAAAAACUUGGACCAAUUAAAUAUUGUGAAGUACUAUCUGCAUCCCUUUUUUUAAUUCUUACACUAUUAUGGAUGACACGAAAUUUGGGUUCAACAGGAUGGGGAAAAUGGUUCAUAGAUCCAUCUAAUCCAAAAUCAGCAACUUACAUAACAGACAGUGCUGCAGCGAUCCUUAUGACUAUAAUAGUGAUGAUUACACCUGCAGCCAAUCCAAUAACACUGUGGAAACACUGGAAGCACUGUUAUGAAACUAAAAGUGAACCAAAUGUCGAAAUAACCCGUACACUUCUUCCUUGGAAUGUGGCGUUACAGAAAUUCCCUUGGGGUGUAAUUUUGGUGGUUGGUGGAGGCUUUGCACUAGCAACUAUAAUGGAGAGCUCUGGUUUGACAACUGCAGUUGGAGCUUAUCUUGGAGAACGCCUGAAAUAUAUCCCGGUGACCCUUCUCAACAUAGUUUGUGCACUUACAACCGCAGCUAUGACUGAGUUUGCUUCCAAUUCAGCGACAGCCUCAAUCAUCUUACCGAUUGUAUAUGGAUUGUGUGAAGGACUUGGAAUUCAUCCGUUUCUGAUAGCAUUCCCUACAACCGUAGCAACCUCCUUUUCAUUUGCACUCCCAGCUGCAACUCCGCCUAACACAAUUGUUUUUGCCAAAGGUAGAGUUAGAGUCAAACAUAUGAUAAUGGCAGGAAUCCCUAUGAAUAUUGUCGGCAGUUUUGCUGCAAUUGGUGCAGUAUCCAGUUAUACUGUGCCACUGUUUGGACUGAACAGUGUACCCAGUUGGGUGAAUGAUGUGAAAAACAAAACAACAAUAAAGUAGACAAAUAUAUGGAGACUAUCAUACACUGGUGCUUUUUCCUCUAAACGCGUUUUAGCACUUUAAAACGUUAUGCAAUUCUUUCUCAUCGGUAAACUUCAACAAAG
Messenger RNA from Trichobilharzia regenti, 2142 nucleotides. The record is from the annotation of a GenBank genome assembly. Lineage: Eukaryota; Metazoa; Platyhelminthes; Trematoda; Strigeidida; Schistosomatidae.